Hemicordylus capensis (graceful crag lizard) is the source of this 7579-nucleotide messenger RNA. It is a transcript of the gene CFTR, whose product is annotated as CF transmembrane conductance regulator. Gene Ontology annotation, molecular function: chloride channel activity; ABC-type transporter activity; ATP binding. Gene Ontology annotation, cellular component: cytosol; plasma membrane; apical plasma membrane. The record is from RefSeq and is a predicted model, not a curated record. The transcript is spliced from 27 exons. The coding region runs from base 53 to 4489 and encodes 1478 amino acids. NCBI's taxonomy places the organism in Eukaryota, Metazoa, Chordata, Lepidosauria, Squamata, Cordylidae. Gene Ontology annotation, biological process: chloride transmembrane transport; bicarbonate transport.
AGCUCCCUCUUCUGAUCUGUCCGCUGGCGCAGCAGCUCAGGCAGGCGGCACCAUGCAGAGGUCGCCUCUGGAGAAGGCGAACAUCUUCUCCAAACUUUUCUUCAGGUGGACAAAGCCUAUCUUGAGAAAAGGUUACAGACAACGCCUGGAAUUGUCAGACAUUUAUCAAAUUCCUGCUGCAGAUUCUGCAGAUAAUCUUUCUGAAAAAUUAGAAAGAGAAUGGGACAGAGAAUUGGCUUCAAAGAAAAAACCCAGACUCAUCAAUGCUCUUAGACGAAGUUUUUUCUGGAAAUUUAUGUUCUAUGGAAUAAUACUAUAUUUAGGGGAAGUUACUAAAUCUGUGCAGCCUCUUUUACUGGGAAGAAUAAUAGCCUCCUAUGAUCCUUCCAAUUCACACGAACGAUCAAUAGCCUAUUAUUUAGCCAUAGGACUCUGCCUUCUCUUCAUUGUGCGGAUGUUGCUUCUUCACCCAGCUAUAUUUGCCCUGCAUCAUAUUGGAAUGCAAAUAAGGAUAGCCUUGUUUAGCUUAAUUUAUAAAAAGACCUUAAAAUUAUCAAGCAGAGUUCUAGAUAAAAUAAGCACUGGACACCUCGUUAGCCUCCUUUCGAACAAUCUGAACAAAUUUGAUGAAGGUCUAGCCUUGGCUCCUUUUGUGUGGAUUGCACCUUUACAAGUAGUGCUGAUGAUGGGGCUUCUCUGGGAUAUGCUGCAGGCCUCGGCAUUUUAUGGACUUGGUUUCUUAAUUCUCAUCGCCCUUUUCCAAGCCUGGCUAGGACGAAUGAUGAUGAAAUACAGGGAUCAGAGAGCAGGAAAGAUCAACGAAAGACUUGUCAUCACCUCAGAAAUGAUUGAAAAUAUACAAUCCGUGAAAGCUUAUUGUUGGGAGAACGCAAUGGAAAAUAUGAUUGAAAGUCUGCGAGAGACUGAACUGAAGUUGACCCAAAAAGCAGCUUAUGUGAGAUAUUUCAAUAGCUCAGCCUUCUUCUUCUCCGGAUUUUUUGUGGUAUUUUUGGCUGUGUUUCCUUAUGCACUGAGCCAUGAAAUUAGCCUCAGACAAAUAUUCACCACUAUCUCAUUCUGCAUUGUUCUCCGAAUGUCAGUCACAAGGCAAUUUCCUUGGGCAGUGCAGACAUGGUAUGAUUCUCUUGGAGCAAUAAACAAAAUACAGGAUUUCUUACAAAAAGAGGAAUACAAAACACUGGAAUAUAAUUUAACAACUACUGGGCUUGAACUGGAUAAAGUAACAGCCUUCUGGGAUGAGGGAUCUGGCGAACUCUUUGCAAAAGCAAAACAGGAAAAUGUUGGUAGAAAAAUAUCAACUAGUAAUAAUGGCCUAUUCUUCAGUAACUUCCCACUUCAUUUUACACCUGUCCUUAAGGACAUAAGCUUCAAAAUUGAAAAGGGACAGUUGCUAGCUGUUGCGGGAUCUACUGGAGCAGGCAAGACUUCUCUCUUGAUGUUGAUCAUGGGAGAACUGGAACCUUUGGAAGGUAAAAUCAAGCACAGUGGAAGAAUUUCCUUUUGCUCUCAAGUAUCCUGGAUCAUGCCUGGAACAAUUAAAGAAAACAUCAUCUUUGGGGUUUCCUAUGAUGAAUUCCGAUACAAGAGCGUCCUCAAAGCCUGUCAAUUACAAGAGGACAUUUCAAAGUUUCCAGAGAAAGAUGACACUGUUUUGGGAGAAGGUGGAAUCACCCUCAGUGGAGGUCAGCGAGCCAGAAUCUCCCUAGCCAGAGCAGUGUAUAAAGAUGCUGAUUUGUAUCUCUUGGAUUCCCCCUUUGGUUAUUUAGACAUGUUAACUGAAAAAGAAAUAUUUGAAAGUUGUGUUUGCGAGCUUAUUGUCAACAAAACAAGAAUACUUGUUACUUCAAAGCUGGAACAUUUAAAGAUAGCAGACAAAAUAUUAAUAUUACAUGAAGGAAGCUGUUAUUUUUAUGGAACAUUUCCAGAACUUCAGAGUCAACGACCCAACUUCAGCUCUGAGCUGAUGGGAUUUGAUGCUUUUGAUCAGUUCAGUUCAGACAGAAGAAACUCCAUUUUGACUGAAACUCUAAGGCGACUUUCUGUUGACAGUGAUGGAAUAGUUUCUCAAAAACCAUCUUUUAAACAAGCUUCAGAUUUUAGUGAAAAAAGAAAGAACUCUGUCAUCAUGAAUGCACUGAAUUCGAGCAGAAAAUUUUCUCUCUUGCAAAGAACACCACUGCAGUUCAAUGGUAUAGAAGAAAGUCAUGGUGAACCUAUAGAACGAAGGUUGUCUUUGGUGCCAGACUCCGAACAAGGGGAAGCAAUUCUGCCCCGCAGCAAUGUAUUCAAUGCAGGUCCCACAUUCCGAGGACAGAGAAGGCAGUCCGUGCUUAACUUGAUGACCCGAACCUCAGUUCACCCAGCACAAAGCUUUUACAAAAAGGGCAGUGUAUCCGUACGUAAACUGUCAGUACUCCACCAGUCUUCUGAGGUAGACAUCUAUUCCAGGCGUUUAUCUCGGGACAGUAUUGUAGAAAUAACUGAAGAGCUUAAUGAAGAGGAUUUAAAGGAAUAUUUCUUUGAUGAUGCUGAGACAAUGAGUGCUGUUACUACAUGGAAUACAUACUUCAGAUAUAUUACCGUCCACAAACAGCUGUUUUUUGUUUUAAUUAUGUGUGUAGCUAUUUUUUUAAUUGAGGUGGCUGCUUCCCUGGCGGGGUUAUUGCUUAUUCAAUAUCAAGUUUCAAAAAAUAUGACACAGUUAAAUACUACCUCUGAUAAUUCUGACAAGACUGGAAUUAUUGUUACCGAGGACAGCAAAUAUUAUAUUUUUUACAUUUAUGUGGGAGUGGCAGAUACCUUGCUGGCCUUGGGAAUCUUUAGAGGCAUCCCCUUGGUGCACAGCCUUAUAACUGUUUCUAAAACUCUACACUGCAAGAUGCUGCAUGCAGUCCUUCAGGCACCCAUGUCUUCCUUCAACAAGCUGAAAGCAGGAGGAAUCCUCAACAGAUUCUCAAAGGAUACAGCAAUACUUGAUGAUCUACUGCCACUUACAAUAUUUGACUUCAUCCAGUUAAUGCUCAUUGUGAUUGGUGCUAUAGCAGUAGUCUCAGUUAUACAACCCUACAUCUUCCUGGCAUCUGUGCCGGUGAUAGCAGCCUUUGUUAUGUUAAGAGCAUAUUUCCUGAAUACUUCUCAACAGCUGAAACAACUGGAAUCUGAAGCCAGAAGUCCAAUUUUCACACAUCUUAUUACAAGCUUGAAGGGGCUCUGGACACUAAGAGCUUUUGGAAGGCAACCAUAUUUUGAGACGUUAUUCCAUAAAGCCUUAAACUUGCACACAGCAAACUGGUUCUUAUAUCUGUCCACAUUACGUUGGUUCCAGAUGAGGAUAGAAAUGAUUUUUGUCAUCUUCUUCAUCAUUGUGACGUUUGUUUCUAUUGCAACUACAGGUGAUGGGGAAGGAAAAGUUGGCAUCAUUCUUACAUUAGCCAUGAAUAUUAUGGGAACCUUGCAAUGGGCAGUAAACUCAAGCAUAGAUGUAGAUAGUCUGAUGCGGUCUGUAAGCCGAAUAUUUAAGUUCAUUGAUAUGCCUACAGAAGAAUCCGAAACUUCACCACCAUCAAAAAAUGAGCAGCUUUCUAAUGCCCUCAUUAUUGAGAAUAAGCAUGUAAAGGAUGAGUACAACUGGCCGUCCAAUGGGCAAAUGACAGUGAAGGGCCUCACAGCCAAGUAUGUAGAUGGAGGACUGACUAUACUAGAAAACAUUUCCUUUUCCAUAAGUCCAGGGCAAAGGGUGGGCCUUUUAGGAAGAACUGGCUCAGGGAAAAGUACGUUGCUCUUUGCCUUUUUAAGACUAAUGAAUACAGAAGGCGAUAUUCAAAUUGAUAAUGUCUCAUGGAACACCGUCUCUGUAAAACAGUGGAGAAAAGCAUUUGGGGUCAUACCACAGAAAGUAUUCUUAUUUUCUGGAUCUUUUCGGAAAAACUUGGAUCCUUAUGGACAGUGGAGUGAUGAAGAACUAUGGAAAGUUGCUGAGGAGGUUGGACUGAAAUCUGUAAUAGAGCAAUUUCCAGGCCAGCUUGACUUUGUCCUUCUGGAUGGUGGCUGUGUCCUCAGCCAUGGGCAUAAACAACUGAUGUGUCUUGCCAGAUCAAUUCUUAGUAAAGCCAAAAUCCUUCUUCUUGAUGAACCCAGUGCUCAUCUUGAUCCUAUGACAUUCCAAGUGAUUAAAAAAACUCUCAAGCAAGCUUUUGCAAACUGUACAGUGAUCCUCUCUGAACACAGACUAGAAGCACUACUAGAAUGCCAGCGAUUUUUGGUGAUAGAAGAGAAUAAAGUCAGGCAAUAUGAGUCAAUUCAGAAGCUGCUCAGUGAAAAGAAUUCCUUCCGACAAGCCAUCAGCCACUCGGAUCGAGCCAAACUGUUCUCCAUACAUCCCAGGAAUUCAAGCAAGCGCAGGUCUAGGCCUAAAAUCGGUGCCUUGCAAGAAGAAACUGAGGAAGAAGUGCAAGAGACUCGGUUGUGAAGCUGUAUGGAAGACCAGUCUCGUUAGUGUUAUCAGCAAGCAUUCUGGGAGACACAAAAACAAAGCAACGCUGAAAAAGCAACAUGAAAAAGAACAUAAACCAGCACAGAUUAAGCAUUUAAGCUACUCUGUGAAUAUAUAUGUGUAAAAACUUCACUCCAGGGGGGCACCUUAGUUGCUAGGACUAGUAUGUUAGGUGAAACUCCUCUAGAAAAUAUCUGAAACACACACACCUCUCUGCCUUUAUCCUGUGGAAAUUAAAGUGGAUAAAAUUCAGAUUUAAAUGCAAUUUAAAAUCAUAUUCUAAAGAAUCAGUGAUAUUCUUUUAAAAAUAAGCUGGUUUAAAGAUAUGUUAUAUAAAAAUAUCAAAGUCUGCACUCAUAAUCUUUUAAACCUGAAGCUAUCAAAGACAUUGCUUUAAUGCCUGUUUUAUUAUGUAGAAGAGGCAAAAAUGGGUGUCUGUGAACCAGGAGCAAAAUACAUGACGUUUGAGGUCAAGUAUUAUAAAUGUGACACAAUAGGUCAUUGUUUGUGCACAUUAUGAAUAUUUCAGACUGUCAGCCCAAAAGUAAAGACACUUACUUCCUGUGUCAAGGAGGAUCACAGUUCAGCACAGUAAUUACCAGCCCUUGCUUUUGGAAAGUUCUGAGCACUUACAUUUCCAAGUAAGCAAUUUUGCUUGGUGUCCUGCAGCUGCAUCACCAGAGGUUUGAAUCAUGCUCCUGGGUAGUCCAGAGGCUUUAUUUAAUUGCAAACAAAUAGGUUUUACUUGUUAGAACAUCCAGUUAGUUUGCAUACUUGUUCUGAAAUACGUGAGCUAAAAAGAUGGAGAUUAGAUUUUGAUCAGCUUUGUUAUGGUGUCUUGAUUUGAAUCAAACCAACCUGGUGGAAAGCAGUUGACAUUUUUUUUCCAUUGGCUUCAAUUAAGUUUUGAUUUCACCUUGGAUAGUGCAUUUAGCUGCAUUUAGACCAGCUAAAUCUGAGCACAUUUUAAGAAAUUAUGAAUGUGAGCUUGCAGGUGACUAGAAAGAAAGAAAGAAAGAAAGAAAGAACACACACACACACAUAUUUUGCAUUCCUUGUAUGAUCACUGAGGCUUGAUGCAAUCCCCUGGGCCUGCUAUCAUUUGAAGUUAGACAAGUAAGCUGUUGGUACAAGCGUGAAUGGUGGAUAAUUCUUCCAUAGAGCGUUUACUCACUGGUGAGAGGCAGAAGUCAAAGUACAACAACAUGCUUCACAAAAAUUUUAUUUCAACAACUGGAAGAAGACACAAGGGUAUUAGCGAAGUGGCCAUAGUUUAGAAUUUACAGAUCAUAAUGAACAGAGCUGGCUAAUAUACAUCAUUUCCUAGGAAUUAAAGAUGAUAGUGAGAAUUUUUAUAUUUAGAUAGAAUCCUCCAAGACUUUUUCUUUGUUCCUGACAAUGUAGGUGGGGAAUAUCUGCUGAAUAGAAAUACAUGUAAGGCUGAAUCCUAGAAGGUUACGAGUAGGAAUCUUUGGUCGGGGGAGCAGACAUUUUUCAACAAGGUUUUUUUUUUUAAAAAAGAAACUGUAGUUUGAAUUGCAAAGACAAAAGAGAAAUAGACUUUUGUGAUAUUCUUUUAUACUGUUCCAUAUUGCAGUUUAACUGAAAUUUCUUUAGAAUACUGUAUUUAUUUUUAAUAUCUUUAUUAAAAUAUAUUGGAAUUUUCAUUAAGAGAAUUAUGUAUUUUAAGAGGAAUUGUAUGCUAUCAAAAAUAUUUGUAUACAAAUAAUUUUAUAUAUUUGAAAGAUAUAUGUUUAUAGCAUUAAUUGAAUUUGCUGCACAUUUUAGAAGAAUGGGUGGAAAUCAGGCACAAGUAGUCCAUUGCAGUCCUCUUUUUAGAUUACAAUUUUCAGAUUUUUCGAUUACAAUUCAAGCAUUGGACCUGAUCCAUAAAAUGUGAGGUUGUGUGCAUAUGUAACAUCUUCAGAACACCCCCUACCCACUUACCACCUCAGUGUCUUUAGCCCCAGCUCUGCUUGAAUAUCUAGAUAGGCAAAUAAAAUGAGGCAGAGCAGGACCCUUGUUGCAUGGGGUCCAACCUUACUGUAAGUCAAAAGUCUAAUUGUUUCUUCAUAACCCAGAAGCUUUUAAAUUUAGUGCUGGAGAAGGGGAAUACAUACUGCUAAAUUAAAAAAAUACUUUUUAAGAGAUAGGAAACUUAGCUUGAAAUGGUGGAUGCUAAUUUGGGGGAAGUGGGUAACCUCUAUAUAUAUACCACAUAUUAUAUCCAUAGGGUGUUCAUCCUUCACUUUGUGUAACCUGGUUCUAGUGAUACUAUGGACACUAGCGAAUAGGCAGCUACAGCAGCCAUUCUGUGAAAUCAUCCUUUCUCUCUCUUCCAGAAGGAAACAUCCAGUUUUCCUUGGUAUAGUUUAAAGUGCACUGAAUGAGACUGAGCAGAUAGUACAAUAUAAUAGAAUAAAUAUGUGUAUGCAUGGCAGUACGAUGCUAUAAUACUGACCCUAAGACGCUGAAAUGUUAUGUCCAUCCACAGCCUUAAUUGCACUGAAGUUCAGCUGAAGUUGAUGUACCUUUAGCAUUUGACUGUGGACAUUAGUUCCAUUGAUUUCAGUGAGACUUGGAGCCAGUUCACACAUGGCCCAUGUAAGUGAAAAAUCUUUAGGUUUUUUACAUAAAGCAAAACAUGAUGCAAGUGUGAUGUGAUGCCCAUAUAUGUACACUUAUAUGUUGGUGGGCUCAGCCCACUCUGUUUCAAAAGGAGCAGGUGGGUCACAAGAGUAGGACAUAUGCAAGUGGGGUCCACACCACAUUGUUGUCAAAGCUCUGUGUGUGUUAACAUGUACAUGAGCAAGUGACUUGCUUUUCCACCGUAGGUGUAGGUAUUACCUAUAUGCACAGGGACUAUGUAUGAAGCAACCUAUAGCUGCAACCCAUUUUUGCUGUAUGGCACCCAUUAUAUGUAUUUGUAUAACUAAGUAUAAAGAUCCGUCCAUGUAACAAGCUACAACACCUGACAUUCAGGUUGCCAUCCUGUAAUAAAGAAAUGUACUGCUGCUCAAUAAAAAAACUAUAUUUACAUAUUUAUUAAAAUAUAUUUUAAAAACA